Fusarium graminearum PH-1 is the source of this 627-nucleotide messenger RNA. RefSeq lists its product as uncharacterized. Gene Ontology annotation, biological process: lactate catabolic process. Gene Ontology annotation, molecular function: D-lactate dehydrogenase (NAD+) activity; flavin adenine dinucleotide binding; D-lactate dehydrogenase (cytochrome) activity. Gene Ontology annotation, cellular component: mitochondrion. NCBI's taxonomy places the organism in Eukaryota, Fungi, Ascomycota, Sordariomycetes, Hypocreales, Nectriaceae. The record is from RefSeq and is a predicted model, not a curated record. The coding region runs from base 1 to 627 and encodes 208 amino acids. The transcript has 2 exons.
AUGAAAAGCAUCAACGAGUCUGCUUUGACCAGCAUAAAAUGGAAAGAGGAGCCAACUCUGUUCUUCAAGUUUACCGGCAGCGAUGACUUCAUCGUGGAACAUGUCGCGAAAAAGGUUGGUGUCAUCACAAAACAGAAUCGCAGCACCGCAUAUACUUUUGCGUCAGACGAAACCGAGCGAAACGAGCUGUGGUCAGCGAGGAAGAACGCGCUCUGGAGUAUGCUUGCCAUGAGAAAAUCGCCAACAGAUAAGGUGUGGACGACCGAUGUGGCAGUACCCAUGAGUAGACUACCGGACAUUAUCGACUUUGCUAAAGACGACAUUGAGAAGUCGGGCUUGGUCGGAUCCAUUGUCGGACAUGUUGGUGAUGGCAACUUUCAUACUCUGCUGUUAUUUCCAGAGGACAAGCGACAGGUGGCUGAGGAUAUUGUCCAUCGGAUGGUUGGUAAAGCGAUAGAGAUGAAGGGGACGGCUACGGGGGAGCAUGGGGUCGGGCUUGUUAAGCGAGAUUACUUGGAAAAGGAACUGGGCAAGGAUACAGUGGAUAUGAUGCGAUCGAUGAAGAAUGCGUUUGAUCCAAUGUGUAUAUUGAACUGUGACAAAGUCAUUCGUAUGCAAGCUGCAUAA